Messenger RNA from Umbelopsis ramanniana AG, 580 nucleotides. RefSeq lists its product as uncharacterized. Lineage: Eukaryota; Fungi; Mucoromycota; Umbelopsidomycetes; Umbelopsidales; Umbelopsidaceae. The transcript is spliced from 2 exons. The coding region runs from base 143 to 388 and encodes 81 amino acids. The record is from RefSeq and is a predicted model, not a curated record.
AAUUCCAUAAAAUAUCAAAUGACUUGUUUAUUUUAUUAAGAGAUUCAAUUGAUUCAAGCCUUCUUCCCUUAUCUCGCAAUUUAUGGGCUCUCACACUUCCUUCUGUCUCUUUCAACUCUCCUUAACUACAUAAAGCUAAUCCAUGCCUGCAAAACAAGUGAACUUCUCUACUGACACUCAUGUCAUUGUCACCUUCAGCAAUGAAGAAUACGAUAGGUCAGCCAUCCAAGUAGAAAAAAUGUCGUAUAUGGAUAUGUACGAGCUACUGAUAUUCAAGAGCCAGAUGCAGCAAUCCAUUAAUACUAUAAAGGCAGACAAGCAGAAUGUUGCAGCUGUGCAUACGGAGAUUCAGUCAUCCAACGCUGUUACCGUGAAGCUUUGCACAUGACUUCUUCUUUUUCAAUCAAUGCAGUUCAACUGGCUCCGUCUCGUCCUCAUAACGCUGUAUUAUACACAUAUACAUUUUUUUUCUCUUCUUUCCAUUUCCUAUUUUGCUCCAUUCAAUAUUUCGUUUUCUUCAGCAAACCAUUUGAAUUUUUUCUCCUGUUCAUUUCAUCGUUAUCAUCUAUCACCGUGAAUG